AUGGCGGCUCUGAAACAGUCUUCCGCUUCCGGCGGCGAUCGCGCAGCAACUUUCUACGAUCACCCGAAUGAUCCGUGGGGCAAGCAGCGCUAUGGCGGUUCUGCCGUGGCGGAAGAAAGACCUGCUGCUGCUGUCGUCAAACAUAACCCUAUACCUCAAUACCCGAAGCGUAAAGGGUUUGUUCCUAGGAAGGUAGAGGACUUUGGCGACGGCGGUGCGUUCCCGGAGGUUCACAUAGCUCAGCACCCUCUAGGCAUGGGCAGGAACAUGUCGAAAUCUGGAACGAGUAUUCUUCCAGUUUCAGUUCAUGCCGACGGGAAAAUUGCGUAUGAUGCCCUUGUUAAGCAGAACGAGAACUCGAAAAAAAUUGUCUACUCCCAAUACAAGGAUCUCGUGCCGAAAAUUUUGAAGAAUGAGGAUGAGGUGAUGGUCGAGAAAGAUGAGGACGAGGAGUUGCAGAAGGAGGUUGAAGAAACUGCAGCGGAAACGAGAGCGGCGCUGGAGAAGAUCGUGAAUGCGAAAUUGGGCGCUGCACAACCGAACAACGUGGCAAAGCAGUCGACAGACUCGAAACUGAUCAAGUAUAGGUCGUCGCAGAAAUCGGCGGCAUUUAAUUCUGGCGCCAAGGAGAGGAUGAUAAAGAUGGUGGAGAUGCCAGUGGACCCACUAGAGCCUCCGAAGUUUAAGCACAAGCGUGUUCCUAGGCCUUCCGGUUCCCCACCCGUGCCGGUCAUGCAUUCACCUCCUCGACCGGUGAGUGAGAAGGACAAGAAGGGCUGGAAUAUUCCUCCGUGUGUUUCGAACUGGAAGAACCCAAAAGGGUAUACAAUUCCGUUGGACAAACGUCUUGCGGCUGAUGGGAGAGGGCUUCAAGAUGUUCAGGUGAAUUACGAUAAUUUUGACAAGUUUUCUGAGGCUUUGUAUGUAGCGGAGAAGAAGGCUAAAGAGGCAUUGGCUAUGAGAUCUAAAGUUCACGAAGAAAUUAUUAUCAAGGUGAAGGAAAGGAAGGAGCAGGAGUUUAGGGAAUUAGCUCGGAAGGCUCGUUUUGAAAGAAUUGGUGGCGUAUCGGUAUCCAUUGACCCAUCUGGCAAAGGAGGAAUGGAGACCGAUAUGCCAAAGGAGACAAGGGAGGAAAGAGAAGGGAGGUUGGAGCGGAACAAAAUUCGCAAGGAGAUGCAUGUAGAGAGGGAAAGGAAGAGAAGGUUGGAGGCAAAAGAUGGCGCAACGGGGAAGAAGAGUAGGGUUACAACAGAUAGAGAUCGGGAUGUUAGCGAGAAAGUUGCCCUAGGCAUGGCUAAUGUUGGAGGUGCAGGCGGCGGAGGGGGAGAAGUUAUGUAUGAUCAUAGGCUGUUCAACCAGGAGAAAGGAAUGGACUCCGGUUUUGCCACAGAUGACCAGUACAAUAUAUAUGACAAGGGCUUGUUUGCUGCUCAGCCGAUGCUCUCAACCUUGUACAGGCCGAAAAAAGAUGUUGAUAGUGAAAUGUAUGGCGGCGCGGAUGAGCAUUUGGAUAAGAUUACGAAGACUGAUCGCUUCAAACCGGACAAAGGGUUUGAAGGAACUGCUGAGAGGGCGUCAGAAAGAAGAGAUGGACCUGUCGAGUCUGAAGCCGAUAUAUUUGGUCUAGACCGGCUAAUGACAAAGAUGAAGAACAAGGGCGAGAAACCCACGGACAAGGUUAGAACAGGAGGGACGAUGAGAGCAAGUGCCUGCGGGUCUUCGAUGCAAGAUGGUUAUCAAACGGGCUCCAAAAGAAGAACUCGUAUCAAGCUUUUCUGAAUGUGAUCCACCUGAUUGGAUUGUGAAGGUUAAUUGCUCGCACUUCUUACUUGGAGGAUGUUUGUUUUCGCAUUUUAGUUUGU
This is a messenger RNA of Malus domestica (apple), 1862 nucleotides long. Its product is annotated as SNW/SKI-interacting protein A-like. Gene Ontology annotation, biological process: mRNA splicing, via spliceosome. Lineage: Eukaryota; Viridiplantae; Streptophyta; Magnoliopsida; Rosales; Rosaceae. Gene Ontology annotation, cellular component: spliceosomal complex. The record is from RefSeq and is a predicted model, not a curated record.